This is a messenger RNA of Haliotis rubra (blacklip abalone), 3305 nucleotides long. RefSeq lists its product as uncharacterized. Lineage: Eukaryota; Metazoa; Mollusca; Gastropoda; Lepetellida; Haliotidae. The record is from RefSeq and is a predicted model, not a curated record. Gene Ontology annotation, biological process: G protein-coupled receptor signaling pathway. Gene Ontology annotation, cellular component: membrane. The transcript has 3 exons. Gene Ontology annotation, molecular function: G protein-coupled receptor activity. Bases 1951 to 3264 code for a protein of 437 amino acids.
GAUCGCUGGUUAUAAUGGGUUUCAGGUUGUUCAGUGGCUGUAAGGGGAAAGAGGCUUCGCUAAUUGUUUUGUUUCGUCCGUAAACACGGUGUUCGCGUGCCCCCGUCUGCUUGUUGACCUUGCAGUCACUGUGGACCGCCUGCCGCGUGUGGUCAGUUGAGUGUCGAACACUCCAGGGGUUGAUGUGACGAUUUUACUGGACUCUGUGUUCACCUCGCGCUGGUGAGUGGGAUAUACUGUGUAAUAGUGGCACAGAUGUGGGAGUAAUUCAGAUUCAUUCACCGGGAGGAAAUAUACAACUCCGUCAGCUUUCCAUAUAGGACUAGAAAUGGACACGCCCAUCCUGGUCUUUGGAAAUGGUACGUAAGAAAUGACUUGUUCCUGUUUUUGACCAAAGUUCUGUGGAUUUCAGGAUUUGAUGAAAUCCACGCUUCUAUUUUACCAUGUCAUUCGUAAACUGAAUGGAAAUCGUGACUGCUGUACAUUCCUGUUGUUAUUUGUACAGCAACUUCCGCAGCAACACAUUGUUUCAGCUGGGCAGUCCGCAACAUCUUCAGCAGCAGGUGCGAGCUGCUGUAACACCUUGCUUUUGUGCAACACGUGACCUCCGGUGCCGAGAUCAAAGACGGCGGCCAGGUGAGACCAGAUAGACUUAGCUGGACCAUGCUACUUGGGAGGAAUGUCCGGUGACGUGGUCAGUCCGGACACACGUUGACCGCAGGGAAUCGACGGAGGUGGAUAACGUUGCACGUGUUUGUCUGUGUUGGGCUUAAAUGUAGCAGACGACAGUUCAAUCCAUUAACAGCUGACGACAGUUCAAAGUAAGGAGAGCAGACGACAGUUGAUUUUUCAGUUCGGGAUAGAGUAUAGCAGUGAUAUUACAGUUGCUCUAACUAGCAGACGACAGCCUGGACUUGGAUACCUGUCGUUUGCAGACAUAUCCCAGUUUACUUGCAAUGGAAAGAAGACUUCCAUCGACCCCUGUGUUACAUGUUGAUCUGUCGUGACUUUAAUGCUUAUGUAAUGGCACGGCUGUAAGACAACGUCACUAAUAUCAGAUGACAGCCAUCAGAUGACUUUCCGACCAAUAUGAUAAAACAAUUCAUCUCUAUCUAAACCGAUUACUAUCGCGUGGCGUCUGAUGCCAUUGUGAAAGCCGGAUGAGCAUCAAGAUAACGACAUUCAGAUUAAGGAUCAGAGCUGAUGAAGAGGGAUACAGAAGACACACCACUAUUGUGUCCUUGAAUCAGAUAAAGGGAUGACAAAAUUGGAAAUACUGAAUCCUGGGAUUCAAUUUCAAGUAUAUGGAGUAUCGUAUUCUGGCUUUGGAUUCAGGUAAUUGUAAGACAAGCGGUUACAACUGAUACCAAAUCCUCUAUUUUGUGUAAUAAUUUCGGGAUCUUCUUGAUCUGUCCGGAGAUCUAGACAUCCGGGUGUCAUAUAUUGGAGUGUGGUGGUUCUGUCGGGGGAGCGUGUGUUGUUACUGCCGGUGGAGAGUGUUAGUACUCACUGUUGGGUAAACGCCCACCAGCUUACUGUGUUGUAGACUUCGUGAUGAUAUUAGUAUUAAUCAUUACAGUCAACACGUGAUGGCAACAGCUGCUUUCACACUGGAUGCGUUCUGUAGAACCAGAUGAUGUGGUUGGCCUGACCCCUUGUGCUGAGUAGAGGUAAUGAUCAUAGAAACAUUCCAUCGUGGUUUACAGAUAUACCUGAGUAUAUCAAUGAAAAUAUACCUCGAUCAAUGAUUGUUUAAGUAUCGAUGCUAAUGUGUCCAAGAUGAUCAGGAUCUAAAUAUAUUUGUUUGUUUCUGCUGAUUGUGUAAGCGCAUUCUAUGAUCCGGAGAUUCGACACUCGCGUGAUAGAUAAUGUUCCAUGGUUUGACAACAACGGUGUAGUCCACAUCUCCAUCUAUGCAGACCCAGAGACUGUUGUCGAUGUCCGCGGACAAUGGUUGAGUACGGCGUGGCGGUCGCAUGGAUGGUGUUGUCGCCGGUCGCCCUGCUCACGUGUGUCGUGGCCGUGGUCGUCAUCGCUCACUACAGACCCUUUUUCCACGGCACCGACCUGUGUCUCAUGUCCCUCCUCGCCUGCCUGAUGGCAAACGUUCUCCUUCUCAUCCCCAUUCCAGGGGUCAUGACCCUGAGGGGAAUCCCCUGGUCUCAGCCUCUUUGCUACUGCUACAUCUGGGUCAGCGUGACGGUCAGGGUGGCGGAGAUCCUCAGCGUCCUGUGUAUGUGUGUCCACUGGAUGACCAUGCUGCGGCUGCCGUCGGGGAAGCAGGUCUACGGGUCAACCAAGGCCGUGAAGGUCUACGUGGUCAUCAUGUGGUUACUCGCGGCUGUCAUUGGCAUCAUGCCACUUAUUGGAGCAACUGACGACGGAUACUCCUCCAAAAGAGGAACCUGCGUCUUUCUGCCGCAUGACCUUGGUGUUAGUUUCGCUCUGUUCUUCAUCAUCCUCAACCUCUGUUCCGUCGUGUUGUGUCUGAUCUGCACGUCGGAUACGUUGGUGUUGUUGCGGUACAUGCGGCGUGUUGCCGUGGUCAAGUAUCAAGCUGGACGUUUCUACCUUCCGUCGACGUCAGCUGUAGCCAAGACUGGUUCCCAGACGGUGCACGCAAGAUACAACGAGUUGACGUUCUCUUCCGAUUUGAGUCGACUGGUUCUAGCUGUUGUCAUCGCAACCGCAGCCAUCAACCACCUUCCGUUCACGCUGAUCGAGUUCGGCCAACUGGUUGAAAAACCAAACACAGCUCUUGUCCAGACGGUGGUACAGUGGCUGUUGCUGGUGCAGUCGCUCACGUUGCCGCACGCAUUCUGGCUCAUCAGCAAACGCUACAGACACGCGCUCAUCUACACAUGGAAGGUCUACUUUCUCCGAGAUUCUGCGGCAGAAGAAGAAGAUCCAUCUGCCUGCACCCUACAGUCUUACACAAGAAAGGUACGGGACGUGGACGGUCAAACAGUUCGCGUGGCGUCCAGAGUCCCGGGCAGACAGACAGCAGUCGUCACCGACAGAGGCAACUCCAACCACGUCGCCAACGGGCAAGCUGUCCGGGCUAACGGCAACGUUAUACAAGGAGCGGUGAACCAUGUGCAUGGUGAUAACAGCAAUGGCGGCAUGUUGGAAACUCAGACAACUGACUUAGAUGACGGGAUGGUUAUUAUGACAAACAGCGCUAAGUACGUCGGCAGCCACGACGUGACGUCACGGCAGAGUGAUAGUGGGAGGAACAGUAUGCGGGAAUCUAGCCCCCGCUAGUCCGUCCAAGUCCCUCCUGUCCACUCCUGUGAGGGGGGACG